CACUCAUCGAAAAACACGAGUUAAGAAGAUGCAGACAAUUUCUCACAUAAAAGCUAAAGCUUUUGAUUUAUCGCUAACUUUGGAGGCUUAUUUUGAGUGAAGAUAUUAAAAAAGAAAGGAUAUGUUACACGUCUAUGUGAAAACUUUGAAUGAUCGAUAAUUUAUCAUGAAGUUGAUAACAACUUUUGUGGUAGUAUAAAAUGACUUUUUUUAAAAAACAUUGUCAAUCACAUGGCAUCGAAGCUUCUAACUAUAUUUUUUUGAUACUAAUACCUAUUCACGGUUUACUUGGCCAACAAUGGAUGAUGUUAGCACUAUCGACAAGCUCAAUUGUGUACAACCGAAAGUUGUGUGAUGAUAGAAAUUUUUUAACAGACACACAACGUCAGUUAUGCAUAAAUUAUGGCGAUCUUAUCCCAAAAGUUGCUAUUGGUGCGGAAAUGGCUUAUGAUGAAUGCAGGCAUCAAUUUCGCUGGGAGCGCUGGAACUGUAUAGCUCAUAAAAAAAAUGACUCAGGAGGUACCCUACAAGCUCGACUACCUUUGCUCUUCGGAGAUUCAUUAGUGCUUGAUUCUCGGGAAGCGGCUUUUGUUAGUGCAAUAUUUUCUGCAGGAGUUUCUCACGAAAUAACAAAAGCUUGUUCAAGCAACCAAUUAACAUCAUGUUCUUGCGAUAAAACUUCUUCCACUCAUGAGAAAGAUAGUUCCAAAUGGCAAAGCUGCAAUGAUAAUAUUGUAUUUGGAACAAGCUUUGCAAAACAGUUUAUAGACAGCGUUGAGCUAAAAUGGAGUCUAACAAAAUUAUUUUCUAAUCAUGAUAGAAGUCUAAUGAAUUUACACAAUAAUGAAGCUGGUAGAAUAACUGUGAAGCAAACAAUGUGGUGGAAAUGCACAUGUCAUGGAACGUCUGGAUCUUGUACAACCAAAAUAUGUUCAAAAUCCGUUGCUAACUUUCGUCAAAUCGGUAAUUUAUUAAAAAAAGAAUACGAAAAAGCAAUUAAAGUCCAAAUAAAAUAUGUUAGCACAAAACAAGUUUUGAUGCCAAUUAAUGAACAAAUACCUUUAGUAACCAACACUCAAUUGGUUUUUCUUAAGAAAUCACCACUGUACUGCAAUUCGGUUGCAGGAAGACGGUGUAAAGUAAAAAGCUCUGAUGAAAUCGGUUCAUGUUCAAAUAUGUGUUGUGGAAAAGGAUACCAUACUCAAAUAAAAAUAAUAGAGAAAAAUUGUUCUUGCAAAUUUGUAUGGUGUUGCAAAGUCACGUGUCAAAAAUGUUCUCACAAACAAAAGAUUCAUAUAUGUAAAUAAAUAUUAUUUAAUCUUUGAACCAGAACAAAUAAGCAGCUUUUUUAAAAGAGAUAUAUGUAAAUAAAACUUCCAUUUAUAAUGUAAAAAUGGUAUGUAUUUUUUUGUUAGCUUGUUUUUGUUUUGUUUCUUGUCCUUUAAUCAUCGCGAAUUUGUAAAAAAUGAAAUUGCUUGCGAAGCAUAUAAUAAUUUAAUACAAACCUACAAAUGCUGCGUUAUACAAAACUUGCAGAAGACCAAUAAAGAAACCACUUUACGUUACUUGUGGUAUUUUCAUGAAGUUAUUUAUAAUUUUUGUAUACUUCUUUUACAAUAACUUCAUAUUUAAAAAUAAUCUCAUUUUCUAAGUUCAAUACUAUUUUUUCAGUUCAAUGUUAUUCCCUCAGUUUAAUGCUAUUUCCUUUUUUAUUUUUGGAUUCUUUUAUUUUUAGUUUUUCUGACAUAAAACUAAAAAUAAAAGAAUCCAAAAAUAAAAAAGUCAAACCGUAAAAAAAAACACAUCGUAUUUGGAAAUAGAAUUUACACAUAAGUACAUCUUAGUACAUGGCUACAACAUAAUACAUUGCUACAUCUUAGUACAUGGCUUCAUCUUAGUACAUGGCUAUAUUUAAGAUUCGUUCAUGUAUUUAAUAUUAUAAAAUAAACUUAAUCUUUAUUAGCAGUAAUUUUUUAUUUAUUCUACUUUUUUUUAUACUUAUAAAUAUUGUUUUGAAAAUUGUAUUAUGUAUAUGUAUAUAUUUUAAAUGUUGUAAUUUUCAAAAGUAUAUGUAUAUAUAAAAAAGUCUUUUUUUAAUGUUUUCAGAGAACUCAAGAUUUUUGAUUUUGUAAAUUUUGUAAAUGUUGUUCAUUACAUUGUUGUAUAGAUAAGGUCCACGAUAUGAAAAAGGAUUUUUUUUUAAUAAUAUUAAAACAAAAUAUUUUCAUGUUACUGUA
Molecule: messenger RNA, 2237 nt
Organism: Hydra vulgaris (swiftwater hydra)
Lineage: Eukaryota; Metazoa; Cnidaria; Hydrozoa; Anthoathecata; Hydridae
Gene: hywnt16
Product: secreted signaling factor Wnt16
Biological process (GO): neuron differentiation; multicellular organism development; canonical Wnt signaling pathway
Cellular component (GO): extracellular region
Molecular function (GO): cytokine activity; frizzled binding
Source: RefSeq, a predicted model, not a curated record